Molecule: messenger RNA, 972 nt
Organism: Colletotrichum navitas
Lineage: Eukaryota; Fungi; Ascomycota; Sordariomycetes; Glomerellales; Glomerellaceae
Product: ADP-ribosylation factor family protein
Exons: 2
Coding region: 161-799 (212 amino acids)
Biological process (GO): protein localization to Golgi apparatus; Golgi to plasma membrane protein transport; intracellular protein transport
Cellular component (GO): Golgi apparatus
Molecular function (GO): GTP binding; GTPase activity
Source: RefSeq, a predicted model, not a curated record
CGUGUCAGCGCCGCAGAACCAGCACAAGCUGGCACAAGCUUCCGCACCUAGUCCCGUCGCACUUCGAUCAUCCAUCCACAGCCCGCCAAUUGCGCCGACCGAACCCUCCACCCAUCCCGUGCAUCGCAGCCGGCCUGCUCGAGAGCCAUAGUUGCCCGCCAUGUAUCACCUCGCAAAGGGCCUCUACCUCCUGGCCACCAGCAAAGAAGAGUACUCCGUCAUCCUCCUCGGCCUCGACAAUGCCGGCAAGACGACCUUCCACGAACAGGUCAAGUCCCUCUUCCUCCCUGGAAACCCCGACCCGAAGCUCAAGACGGUACCGACGGUGGGACAGAACGUCUCGACCAUCACCCUGCCGGACAUGUACCUCAAGAUCUGGGAUGUGGGCGGCCAGCACUCGCUGCGCCGGCUGUGGCAGAGCUACUACUCCUCGGCGCACGCCAUCGUGUUCAUCAUCGACUCGACCGACAUUGGAAACGGGACCCUCGAGAACGACAGCUCAGGGCGUCUCGAGGAGUGCCGCCUCGUGCUCGAGGACGUGCUGCAGCACUCCGAGACCGAGGGCGUGCCGGUGCUGGUGCUAGCCAAUAAGCAGGACCGCGAGGACUGCGUCGAAGUCGUGAGGAUCAAGGAGGGGCUUGUGAAGAAGGUGUUUGAGGGCGAGAAAGCGAGCAGUAUCCGCGACUCAAGGGUGUUGCCUGUCAGCGCGCUGACGGGGACGGGCGUCAAGGAGGCGGUGGAGUGGGUGAGAUCAAGAGUGAAAUGGAACAAGGAAUCGCGGCCGCCGGUGAUGCGGUAGCCAUCAGCGAUGGACAGCUGUUUACGAGGCAUGAUUUUCACAGGAAAUGGAAACCAUCUAGACUGGCGUUGCUGGAGUUGAAGGGCCCGACGGGAACGAGUUCGUCCGCCCCGAGGGAGCGGCUCUCACUGUUGCAGGCAUUGGAUCUUUCGAAGCGUAUAUGGCUGGGUAUC